AUGAUGAAGACUGUGAUACUAGUGCUCCUCGUGGCAGCUGUGUACGGCAAACACGAAAAAUAUGCUGGAUGGAAGUCAUUUUUAGUGAAUCCUGCGAACCAAGAACAAGCGGAGACUCUGAGUGGUAAAGUUAUAGAUCUUGAACUGGACUUCCUUAGCCCUGCUGUUGUUGGACGUGAGGCUGUCGUAUUAGUGAAGCCAAAGUAUCAGGCUGACUUUCUAAGCUUUCUGUUGCAAGAAAACAUUAAUUACCAAGUUCAUGCCGAGGAUGUGAAAGCUCAACUGGACAUUGAUGAUCAUCUUAUUGAAGCCAGAAAAAGUGUAACUCGCGCAAACAAUGGUGAGAGGAUUACCUAUGACAACUAUCAACCUCUUGAAGUGAUCUAUGAAUAUCUUGAUAAAGUUGCAGAGGAGUAUUCUGAUGUAGUAACAUUGGUUAACCCUGGGAAUUCAUUUGAGGGCCGACCUCUUAAGUACCUUAAAAUUUCCAAAGACAACUUCCAGAGUAACAAACCUGUGAUCUUUAUUGAUGGUGGUAUUCACGCCAGAGAAUGGAUCUCACCACCAGCUGUCACUUACGCUAUUCACAAACUGGUUGAAAAUGUAACAGACUCUGAGCUACUCGAGAGGUUUGAUUGGAUUCUCUUCCCAGUUGUAAACCCUGAUGGAUACGUGCAUACUUUCACAUCUGAUCGUUUCUGGAGUAAAACAAGAUCGACUGAUCAACAUCCACUAAGUAAAAUUUGUCCUGGAGUAGACGGUAACAGUAACUAUGAUUUUUAUUGGAAUGAAGUCGGUACAAGCAGUAGCCCGUGCAGCGAUAUUUACGCUGGGGGCAAAGCUUUCUCUGAAGUAGAAGUGAGAGCCGUCGACGAAAUUAUUCAAGCCAACAAUAAUAUGAUACUAUACAUUACCAUCCACAGUUAUGGCAGUCUUAUCCUCUAUCCUUGGGGUCAUGAUGGAACUCUCUCAAAUAAUGCCUUUGUUCUUCACACUGUUGGCACAACUAUGGCUAGUGCUAUCGAUGAGCUUUCUCUUCCACACUUCCCUAGAUAUAUAGUUGGUAAUACAGCUUUAACUCUAAACUACAAUGUUUCUGGUGGAUCUGUCGAUUAUGCACAUUAUAAGGGAAUUCCUUUUACAUACACUUAUGAAUUACCUGGUCUAGAUGGUGGUUUUCAAGGUUUUCAUUUGAAUCCUAGAUAUAUUAUACAGGUUGUUGCUGAAACCUGGGCUGGUAUAUCGGCUGGAGCGAAAAGAGCUGCUAGUUUCUUUGGAACAUUCAACAAACAU
Brenthis ino (lesser marbled fritillary) is the source of this 1293-nucleotide messenger RNA. The record is from the annotation of a GenBank genome assembly. NCBI's taxonomy places the organism in Eukaryota, Metazoa, Arthropoda, Insecta, Lepidoptera, Nymphalidae.